ACACACACAUACACACACAUCUCAGACAGUCCUCGCUAAAUGUGGCUGGUGGCAGCACCAAAACCGCUAAACUCAUCACACCUCAGUGUUUAGUCAUGGCAGUCAACCUACCUUACAUAUUUUCUCUCUCCAACUCUUGGAUUUAGCACUUAAUAUACAUCCUUGAUUCACUACGUACCGUUCAAUCUUGAGAUCUAGAGAGAGAAACACUACACGAUGGUACUGGAGCAUUCUUCUCACUCUACAUCUUCUCUCUCUAGCCUCACCUGUCAAGAAGUGGUAGAUGAAGACACCUUCAUCAACUUAACUAAUUACAACAUUUCAUCAAAUACAGAGGAAGAACACCAAUAUGUGCAAAUGUUGCUUGAAAGAGAGAUCAGUGCAGACUACAAAUCUUCAUACAUGAUUGGUGACUGGAUUAAAUGUGCUCGCUUAGAUGCAAUCACAUGGAUUCUCAAAACACGGGCAUUGUUUGGUUUUCGCUUCCAGACAGCUUUUUUAUCCGUUAAUUACUUCGAUCGCUUCCUUUCCAAGCGUGUGAUUGAAAACGAGAAACAUUGGGCGAUUCGAUUGCUGUCGGUGGCGUGUCUGUCGUUGGCGGCAAAGAUGGAGGAAGAAUGUACAGUUCCCGCGCUAUCGGAGUUUCCGGGAGAAGAUAACCGGUUUGAGAGCAAAGUGAUUCAGAGAAUGGAGCUUUUGGUGUUGAAUACAUUGGAAUGGAAGAUGGGUUCAGUGACUCCAUAUGCUUAUGUACAUUAUUUCAUCACAUCCAUCACUAAGUUGUGCAAGGACCGUCCACCAAGGAACAUUGUGUCCAGAACUGUGGAACUCAUUUUGGCUAUAAUGAGAGAUGUGAAUUUCAAGGACUAUCGACCGUCUGUCAUUGCCGUGGCUGCGGCAUUAGUUGCAUUGGAUCAAAAAUUAACAAGACAGACUUUGGAGUCUAAGAUCAAUGCCUUGUCUUUCAAUGGACUCCUUGAAAUUGUGAGUUCUUUGUAA
Messenger RNA from Cornus florida, 999 nucleotides. Its product is annotated as cyclin-D5-2-like. The coding region runs from base 217 to 999 and encodes 260 amino acids. The transcript has 4 exons. Lineage: Eukaryota; Viridiplantae; Streptophyta; Magnoliopsida; Cornales; Cornaceae. The record is from RefSeq and is a predicted model, not a curated record. Gene Ontology annotation, cellular component: cyclin-dependent protein kinase holoenzyme complex; nucleus; cytoplasm. Gene Ontology annotation, molecular function: cyclin-dependent protein serine/threonine kinase regulator activity. Gene Ontology annotation, biological process: mitotic cell cycle phase transition; regulation of cyclin-dependent protein serine/threonine kinase activity.